This is a messenger RNA of Danio aesculapii, 1651 nucleotides long. RefSeq names its product gastrula zinc finger protein XlCGF8.2DB-like. NCBI's taxonomy places the organism in Eukaryota, Metazoa, Chordata, Actinopteri, Cypriniformes, Danionidae. The transcript is spliced from 3 exons. Gene Ontology annotation, biological process: regulation of transcription by RNA polymerase II. The record is from RefSeq and is a predicted model, not a curated record. Gene Ontology annotation, molecular function: DNA-binding transcription factor activity; RNA polymerase II cis-regulatory region sequence-specific DNA binding. Bases 124 to 1251 code for a protein of 375 amino acids.
GUGGCGUGUGACGUCAUAAGGCAGCGCCGCUACUGCGCUGUGAAUCAACUGGAGAAAGGAUAAAGUGUCCAAACACAGAGAAAAACUCCUGCUGAAGCGACUGAUCUCCACACUGUUAUAAAGAUGGCGUUUAUUAAAGAGGAGAGUGAAGAUGUGAAGAUUGAAGAAACAUUCAGAGUCAAACAGGAAGAUCUGCAGGAACAAACAGACCUAAUUGAAGAGAAUGAGGGGAGUAAAGAGGAGGAACAUCAUGUCAAAAUUGAGGGAAAAACUCAUUUACAGACUGAUGGCAUUUUGAAAAGGAGAGACAAGAAUCGUUGCACCUGCAUUCAGUGUGGAAAGAGUUUUGGAAGAAAAGACAAUCUUAAGACUCACAUGAGGAUCCACACUGGAGAGAGACCAUUCACAUGCACUCAGUGUGGGAAGAGUUUCUACCAAUCAUCAAACCUUAAUAAUCACAUGAAGAUCCACACUGGAGAGAAACCAUUUACAUGCACACAGUGUGGAAAGAGUUUCAUCCAUUCAUCACACCUUAAUCUACACAUGAUGAUUCACACCGGAGAGAAACCUUUCACGUGCACUCAGUGUGGGAAGAGUUUUAAAUGCUCAUCACACAUUAAUAAACACAUGAGGAUCCACACUGGAGUAAAACCAUUCACUUGCACUCUGUGUGGGAAGAGUUUUAACAGCUCAUCACACCUUAAUCAACACAUAAGGAUCCACACUGGAGAGAAACCAUUUACAUGCACUCAGUGUAUGAAGAGUUUCAGCCAAUUAUCACAUCUUAGUCACCACAUGAGGAUCCAUACUGGAGAGAAACCAUUCACAUGCACUCAGUGUGGGAAUGGUUUCAGUCGAUCAUCACACUUUAAUAAACACAUGAUGAUCCACACCGGAGAGAAACCAUUCACAUGUACUCAGUGUGGGAAGAGUUUCAGCCGAUCAUCACACCUUAAUAAACACAUGAUGAUUCACACUGGAGAGAAACCUUUCACGUGCACUCAGUGUGGGAAGAGAUUUAAAUGCUCAUCACACAUUAAUAAACACAUGAGGAUCCACACUGGAGUAAAACCAUUCACUUGCACUCAGUGUGGGAAGAGUUUCAGCCAAUUAUCACACCUUAAUCACCACAUGAGGAUCCAUACUGGAGAGAAACCAUUCACAUGCACGCAGUGUGGGAAUGGUUUCAGCCGAUCAUCACACCUUAAUAAACACAUGAUGAUCCACACUGGAGAGAAACCAUGCACAUGAACUCAGUGAGAAGAGUUUCAGCCAAUCAUCACAUCUUAAUGAACACAUGAAGAUCCACACUGGUGUGAAAGAGUAUAUGUGCUUUGAGUGUGAGAAGACUUUUAUUAGAGCUUCAAAAUUGAGACUGCCCCAGACGAUUCACAAUGUUAUAAGAGGUUUAAUCAGUUAACACAUUUGAAAACACAAAAGAGGAUGCACACUGGAGAGAAACUGUACAGAUCUGAUCUUUGUCUACAGAGUUUCGUUUCAUUCGGCGCAGCUUAAGAAACACAUGGACAAAAAGUUGCACACAUGACAUGAAUGCAGCAAAACAUUUUCUCAUGUGCAGAGGAUGUUGCGCUCCUUGCGUUGUGGUGAAUGGAGCCCAUGGAACGAAUGGUUCCAUUAUUAACGUGAAACA